Pyricularia oryzae 70-15 is the source of this 1911-nucleotide messenger RNA. RefSeq names its product cystathionine gamma-synthase. Lineage: Eukaryota; Fungi; Ascomycota; Sordariomycetes; Magnaporthales; Pyriculariaceae. Gene Ontology annotation, biological process: transsulfuration. The coding region runs from base 60 to 1802 and encodes 580 amino acids. The transcript has 3 exons. Gene Ontology annotation, molecular function: pyridoxal phosphate binding; cystathionine gamma-synthase activity. The record is from RefSeq and is a predicted model, not a curated record.
AGUAAAAUCGACAAGUGUUCGCUCAUCAACAAAAAAAGAAAACAAGACAGAGCUAAAUCAUGACCAUGACUAUGACCACAGCCAUGGCCAAGACGCAAGGAGCAAAUGAUACAAAAUUUGGACAUUCUGUACCGCCAGAAGGCCCCCAUACCAUCACGACGCACGUUCCCGGAUGGAAUUCGGUGCAGGGUUUGAUCAAAGGCGAUGUUGACCUGUUGCAAAAAGUCCGGAGCAUAUACCCCCGCUUUGGGCCGUUUGGCGUCGUUGCACAGCUGUCAAUGGCCGUCCACAAAAAGCUGGGCCUGUCAGAAUCUCAGGCAUGCUUCGUAUGGGCGUGUCCCGACGCCUUGGAAAAGACUAGGCAGCACGCCUGCUCCUCCUUCCGGGACGACAAGGACAGGAUCAAGGAUGCGUCCGAGAUCUCCGAGACGGUUGUCCGUAUCAAGCUCGGCUCAGACACGCUCAAGCUUCACGUCACCAUUGGCCCGGCUGCAAACCGCAAAGCUAUGGUGUUCACGUGGCAGCUGGUCGGUUCGGGGACGUCGACGAGGCUCGCACAGGCGCUGCUGCCUGUGAUAGACACGUCAUUGGAGGUGGUGGGUGUGGGUGCUGGAGAUGAAGAGGAGUCGCUGCCCGAGGGGCUACCCGAAGGCGACUCACACGUCGCCCUCCGCCGACGCAUCCUGGAGUUGCUGCAGCGCUCCCCCAUCGACCCAGCACGCGCGGCGCAGCUCAGGCCCGACGACGUCUACCUCUACCCCAGCGGCAUGACGGCCAUUGUGCGCCACCACGAGGCCAUGGCGGCCUACCGCCCGGGCAAGGUGCUCUGCCUGGGUGCCUUGUUCAAGCACACCUGGCUGCAGUUCUCCGAGGGUGCAGGUGACGGGAUGAAGCACUUUGGCGCCUGCCAAGACGACGACUUCAUCUCUCAGGUUGGCGAGUGGCUCGAGGACGAGUACCGGGAUGGGAGGCAGGUUAGCUACUGCUUCGUCGAGUUUCCAUCGAACCCCAUCCUCGUCUCGGCCGAUCUCAAAGGCCUGCGGAGUCUUGCCGACAAGUACAACUUCCCCCUCGUGGUAGACGACACAGUCGGCUCCUUUGCCAAUAUCGACGUCCUCCCCGUGGCCGACGUCAUCAUCACCUCCCUGACCAAGUCCUUCAGCGGCUACGCCGACGUGAUGGGCGGCUCCGUGGUCCUGAACCCGUCCAUGCCGCGGCACUACGGCGCCCUGUCCCGCACCCUUGCCUCGCAGCACCGCAACGAGCUCUUCGCCGCCGACGCCGCGACCCUCGUGUCCAACAGCGCCGACCACCUGGCCCGCAGCACCAUCCUGAACCGCAACGCGGCGGCGCUGGCCGAGACGCUGGCGCGCGCCACCGACGUCGUCGCGGGCGUCAAUCACGCCCGCCACGGCGGCACGUAUGCAAACUACGCCGCCUUCAAGCGGCCCGCGACCGACGACUUUGCGCCGGGCGACGCCUGUCUGCUCAGCGUGGACUUUGCAGACCUCGACACCGCCGUCACCUUCUACAACGGCUGCGGCUUCUUCCACAGCGGCCACCUGGGCGCGCACAGGACCCUGGCCGUGCCGUUUAGUUACAUGGUCUAUCACUGCGCGGGCGAGGAGGAGGGGAGGUACCACGCCGCGUACGGCUGUCGGGCCGCGCAGGUGCGUCUGAGCGCCGGGCUCGAGGACGAGGCUGAGCUCGUCGCCAUUGUUGAGGAAGCGCUGGCCAAGACAAGGGCUGCUGUGGCGGCGGGGAGGAAGAAUGGGGUAGAGGCGGGCAAUGGUGUGGCUUGAUGUUUUGACGUUUUUUAGUGCAGCUUGUACUGCUAUCUCCCUUCAGUCAUAAAUCUUGUACAUCUUAGCUUUUAGCAUUAACAAGCAGGCCUCAAUUUUAUUUUGCUCA